Zychaea mexicana is the source of this 327-nucleotide messenger RNA. RefSeq lists its product as uncharacterized. The annotation marks the transcript as partial. NCBI's taxonomy places the organism in Eukaryota, Fungi, Mucoromycota, Mucoromycetes, Mucorales, Lichtheimiaceae. The transcript has a single exon. The record is from RefSeq and is a predicted model, not a curated record.
AAAGAACUGGGCAGCAAAGCGAAUUCCAAGGCCCAAAACUUCAAAAGAAAGUUAUCAGCGAUUGAACAUGUGGAAAACAUUAAGACAGCGAGAAAGAUGGACAUGAUCUUUGCAAGUGGCGAAGUUGAAUACAGACCUUUGGAGAUUGGUCAAAAAUUUGACCUGACAAAGGAAUUGCGAGACAGUCGUCUCAAAUUGCCUAUCGUCAUGAAGGACCAGCUUUUAUCUAUUUAUCAUACGGCACCCAAGCUCCUUCACAACAUUCGAAUUCUGGGUUACUAUAUCAAUGGUAUAUCAUUUACACCAGAAAAAGAGAUUGUAUGUUGA